Emiliania huxleyi CCMP1516 is the source of this 1713-nucleotide messenger RNA. RefSeq lists its product as hypothetical. Gene Ontology annotation, biological process: protein ubiquitination. The transcript has a single exon. NCBI's taxonomy places the organism in Eukaryota, Haptophyta, Isochrysidales, Noelaerhabdaceae. Gene Ontology annotation, cellular component: membrane; Cul4A-RING E3 ubiquitin ligase complex. Bases 1 to 1713 code for a protein of 570 amino acids. The record is from RefSeq and is a predicted model, not a curated record.
AUGCUCUUCGCCUUCGCCGAGAGCUGGCUGAGUGCGCGGGUUGUGUCGGCGGCGCCGUGCAGCCCGUCCACCCAACUCUCUGACUGCGGCCCGAUCCACAUUUGCGCGCCGUGGCCGAAGGGAACUGACGGCAACAUAUGCCGGCCGUGCGUGGACGACUCCGAGUGCGAGGGUGGGCCCGAGAUGGAGUGCCACAUUGACGUGGCACACGAGUGGGCGUUCGCGACCAGUCACGGCCUCCCGCCUCUCUCCGAGGCGGUGUGCGCCCACAAGUCUCUCCUCCCUCUCGACCUGCACGACACCGUCGGGUUCUCGCUCACGAUCGUCGCCUCCGCGCUCGCGUCCGGCUCCGGCAUUGGCGGCGGAGGGCUGCUCAUCCCGCUCUUGAUCCUCGUCUUUGGCUUCCCCGAGCGCCGGGCGACGCCCCUCUCCAACGUCGUCAUCCUCGGCGGCGCGGUCGCCAACCUCGGCUUCAACCUCUGCAAGCCGCAUCCGAGCCGUCGCAAGCCGCUCAUCGCGUUCGAGGUGGCGCUCAUGAUGGAGCCGAUGACGAUGCUCGGCGCUCUCGUCGGCACCACCCUCAACAAGAUCUUCCCGAGCUGGCUGACGACGUUGAUGCUCGUGCUGCUGCUCAGCUUCACCGCGUUGCGCACCUGGGCAAAGGGGAGGGAGCGGUGGGACAAGGAGCGGGCGAGGCUGCGCUGUGCCGCCGACGAGAGCCAGCAGUCGGGCCUCCUGGCCGCCGAGCAGCCCUCUGCGGCGAGCGAGCGCAGCUCCGUCCUCAACCUCGCCGGCGCUGCAGCCGCAGGCGCGGACCUCCGCACCGCCUCGCUGGACGAGGAGGAGGCGGAGGCAGCCGCGCGGCGCCGCUCCGGCCAGCUCGAGGCGCUGAUGCGCGCGGAGCGGCGGCUGCGCCACUACGCGCGCGACGUGUUUCCCCUGCUCGUGCUGCUGGUCGCCUGCUUCGCCCUCUCGCUGCUGCGCGGCACGUCGCGCUCGCACUCGCUGCUCGACGUGAGCUGCGGCUCGCCCGCCUACCUCGCGCUCUGGGCCGCGCAGCUGCUGCUCCUCGUCGCCGCCUCGCUCGCGAUCCGCGCGGCGCUCAUGCGGCGGCACGCCCGCCGGCGCGAGAUCGGCUACCCGUUCCUGCCGGACGACGUCGAGUGGACUGUCUCUAACACGACCCUCUACCCGCUGCUCUGCGUGGGGGCAGGGCUCUGCGCCGGCGCGCCUCCCGCCAGGCGGCGGGCCGUUCGCGCCGCGUCCAUGACAUGUCCGACCGCCGAGUCGUCCGUAGGCAUGUUUGGCAUCGGAGGCGGGAUCGUCAAGGGGCCGCUGAUGCUCGAGAUGGGGAUGCUGCCCGCCGUCUCGAGCGCGACCGCCUCCUUCAUGAUCCUCUUCACCUCGGCGACCGCCGCGCUCAACUUUGCCCUCUUCGGCGCCCUCGACCCGCAGUACGCCGGCGUCCUCUUUUGCGCCGGGUUGGCUGGCACGUGCGCCGGCCAGCUCGGGCUCGACUGGCUGCUCCGCCGGCUGGGCGCGUCCCAGAGCCUCAUCGUGCUGCUCAUCGCGGUGGUGAUUGGCCUCUCCGCCGCCAUGAUGGGCGUGGUCGGCACGAUUGCCGUCGUCGAGGAGGUGCGGCACGGGGUGCCGCAGGGCUUCCACUCGAUCUGCGCCACCGAGGCGAGCGGCGGCGACCGCUACAUUGAGUGA